CACCUCGCCCUUUUCACAGACAUGGGCAGCGUGAGAUUCCUUUACUUCAGCCUGUGUCUCCUCGUCUACAUGAUCAUCAACUGCGCCAAUGUCGUCAUUAUCCUGACAGUGUGACGCUCCCUCCACCGGCCCAUGUACGUUUUCAUCUGCUGCCUGUCCUUCAACUCCCUGCGCGGCUCUGCCGGCUUCUUCCCCAGGUUUCUGUCCGACCUUAUGUCCGACGCCCACUUCAUAUCCCGCUCCGCGUGCUUCGUCCAGGUGUUCGUGUUGUACAUGUACGCCACCUGUGAGAUGGCCAUCCUCAGCAUCAUGGCCUACGACAGGCUCGUAGCCAUUUGCCAGCCUUAGCUCUACCGGAGCAAAAUGACGUUCAAUACGGUGCUGGGCCUCGUGGUUCUGGCCGAGCUCUACCCGGCCUUCGUGUGUAGCUGCUGCCUGUCCCUAACCGUCCGCCUGCCGCUGUGCGGGUUCGAGCUGCAGAGGUUUUUCUGUACCAACUGGCCUCUGGUCCAGCUGUCCUGCGUGGACACCAGCGCCAACAACAUAGCGGGUCUAAUGGCUACCGUAGGAACCAUUUUCGUGCCCCUGCUGUUCGUGCUUUACACCUACCUGCGCAUCCUGCUGGUGACCAGGAGGAGCUCGCGCGAGCAGCGGGGCAAGGCGCUGCAGACCUGCCUGCCCCACAUCGUCACGUGCGUCAACUACUCGGUUUGUUUCGUCGGGGAGCUCCUACUGAACCGCAUGAGAGACGAUGAAAUUAACCCGUUUAUCAUUGUUGUUCUGUCGCUGGAGUUUUUAAUCAUCCCGCCCAUCGUCAACCCUCUGGUUUAUGGGCUGAAGCUGCCUCAGAUCAGGGCGGUGGUGCUCAGAUUUGUUUAUCCCGCUCAUAAGAGGUCAAAGAGACAGGCUACGUAAGAAGACUCAGUUCCUUAAAAUAAUGAACUGAGUCUUUUUUUUUUCUUUUUUUUUUGCCAAAAGGGAUUU
Messenger RNA from Poecilia latipinna (sailfin molly), 984 nucleotides. RefSeq names its product olfactory receptor 51I2-like. Gene Ontology annotation, biological process: G protein-coupled receptor signaling pathway; detection of chemical stimulus involved in sensory perception of smell. The transcript has a single exon. NCBI's taxonomy places the organism in Eukaryota, Metazoa, Chordata, Actinopteri, Cyprinodontiformes, Poeciliidae. Bases 364 to 915 code for a protein of 183 amino acids. Gene Ontology annotation, molecular function: olfactory receptor activity; odorant binding. Gene Ontology annotation, cellular component: membrane. The record is from RefSeq and is a predicted model, not a curated record.